Messenger RNA from Sebastes umbrosus (honeycomb rockfish), 3419 nucleotides. RefSeq names its product mucin-5AC. The record is from RefSeq and is a predicted model, not a curated record. The coding region runs from base 634 to 2838 and encodes 734 amino acids. Lineage: Eukaryota; Metazoa; Chordata; Actinopteri; Perciformes; Sebastidae. The transcript is spliced from 11 exons.
CUGUACAGAAUGAAACGUUACCUUUCAAUGGAAAGAGUAACAAACCAUUUGGAGCCUAACAGUGUGCACCUAAAAAUCCAGACAUGUUUGGUAUCUUUGGUAUCUCCACUAGAUUUUAAAAUGAAGGUCAGUAAGUUUGAACAAUGUUUGAACAAACAACAUUAGUUAGUAAAGACUGAACCAGUGGUGGAUCCAGGAGAGUUACAAUGGUUGAACAUCACAGAAAUCAGAGCCCUUUUCUAACCACAGUUUUAGGACAGUGCAGCUGGACAAUGAUGCUAAACAUACAGACAAAGCAACCAGGGAGGUAUUGUGGGAACUGUAAACCUGCUGCUGUGUUCCCGGAGGAACUGGAGAUUGCCUCUUGGCUUGGGAGAGCUCUGGGUACCCAAGGAAAGCCUCGAAAAGAUGCCUGUCAUCACCGUUCCAGCAGAAACCAGACAGUGUGCUGUCGGCAGGAAGCAAAGGGGGGAGGUGACGGGGAGCAGCAGAGAAAGGGAACGCCAGAGAGAGAGAGAGCUCCUUCACUUCAACCACAGCUGACACAAACAAAUAAACCUACAAAGUGCACCGCAGGAUACGACUUCAUUACAGGCUGGACAAAGAGCUCUCUCCCUUUCUGCCAACAUCAUAAUGGCCUCCGCUACUUAUAGAAAAAACACAGGCAUCCUGUGCUUCCUCCUGUUAGGACUACUUCUGCCAUCAGUAUUAGUGUCAGGCCAAGUAUCCACCACCACCAUGUCUCCCUCUACUACGACCACUGGAGGUACAGCAUCCACCACCACCACCACCAUGUCUCCCUCUACUACGACCACUGGAGGUACAGCAUCCACCACCACCACCACCAUGUCUCCCUCUACUACGACCACUGGAGGUACAGCAUCCACCACCACCACCACCAUGUCUCCCUCUACUACGACCACUGGAGGUACAGCAUCCACCACCACCACCACCAUGUCUCCCUCUACUACGACCACUGGAGGUACAGCAUCCACCACCACCACCACCAUGUCUCCCUCUACUACGACCACUGGAGGUACAGCAUCCACCACCACCACCACCAUGUCUCCCUCUACUACGACCACUGGAGGUACAGCAUCCACCACCACCACCACCAUGUCUCCCUCUGCUACGACCACUGGAGGUACAGCAUCCACCACCACCACCACCAUGUCUCCCUCUGCUACGACCACUGGAGGUACAGCAUCCACCACCACCACCACCAUGUCUCCCUCUGCUACGACCACUGGAGGUACAGCAUCCACCACCACCACCAUGUCUCCCUCUACUACGACCACUGGAGGUACAGCAUCCACCACCACCACCACCAUGUCUCCCUCUACUACGACCACUGGAGGUACAGCGUCCACCACCACCACCAUCAUGUCUCCCUCUACUACGACCACUGGAGGUACAGCAUCCACCACCACCACCACCAUGUCUCCCUCUACUACGACCACUGGAGGUACAGCAUCCACCACCACCACCACCAUGUCUCCCUCUACUACGACCACUGGAGGUACAGCAUCCACCACCACCACCACCACCAUGUCUCCCUCUACUACGACCACUGGAGGUACAGCACCCACCACCACCACCACCAUGUCUCCCUCUACUACGACCACUGGAGGUACAGCAUCCACCACCACCACCACCAUGUCUCCCUCUACUACGACCACUGGAGGUACAGCAUCCACCACCACCACCGCCAUGUCUCCCUCUACUACGACCACUGGAGGUACAGCACCCACCACCACCACCACCCAGUCUCCCUCUUCUACGACCACUGGAGGUACAGCAUCCACCACCACCACCACCAUGUCUCCCUCUACUACGACCACUGGAGGUACAGCAUCCACCACCACCACCAUGUCUCCCUCUACUACGACCACUGGAGGUACAGCAUCCACCACCACCGCCAUGUCUCCCUCUACUACGACCACUGGAGGUACAGCAUCCACCACCACCGCCAUGUCUCCCUCUACUACGACCACUGGAGGUACAGCAUCCACCACCACCACCAUGUCUCCCUCUACUACGACCACUGGAGCCAUGACCCAGACCAGCCCCACCAUGACCACAAAUGGGACCAGUUGGACAUCAAACUCCACUGAUGUCAUGAAUGGAACCACUAUGUAUCCUACUCCAAUGAGCAUGAUGUACUGCCCCUCUUUCACCUGUAACUACUCCGACUGCUAUGCAAUGUACACCAGGCAGAAUGAAACUGCAUGUGCUGCUGGUGUCUGCUGGUGUCAGGUGUGUAGACAGACAGACAUGUACUACACUGUUGGCUGCGUCGCCUCCUGUUUUGAUGGUUGCGUCAACAACUCUCAGACCAACUGCUCUGUGAAAUGCUGCAAUUCCACUGGCUGCCUCAAUAGCACUCUUGAAUCCAUGAUGAUGACGACAACCACAGUAAUCCCAACCACGACGACAACAACACCCACCCCAGCCACUACAAUGACCAGUCCGCAGACAACAGUAGACAAUGGAAACAAAUGCCAUCAAGGUACAUGUACCGGUACAGACUGCUACACAACUUUUGCAGUAGCCCAGACAUGCUCCUCCUCAGAGCCACACUGUCAGCUGAAAAAAGAGACCAUAGAUACCGGUUUGCAGUGGACAGCAGGUUGCACUACCAACUGUUCUGAAGAAACCGCGUGCAAGGCCACAACUAAACCUCCAUGUCAUCUAGAGUGCUGCAACGCCACUAUGACCUCCUGCCUUUGGUUGAAUGGUACAAUGAAUGUCCCCAAUUUUGCCACAAGAGGUCCUCAUCUUCACACAGAAUUGAUGGCGUCCUUACUUUGCCUGCUCGCCAUCACUUUGCUGCUGUGAGCAGACUGAAUAGGAGCUGGCUCAGCUGCUGUGUGGGCCAUUAGGUAAUCAGAGCUUUGUGUAACUCUCAGUUCCUACAGAAAAUAAAGCUUAGCAGUGCAGAGGUUAUUACACCCAUUUAUCUCACUGAUAUUCAUAUGUGAUUGUAAUGUAUAUAUGUAUGGAAUAAUGUGAAGCCUCAGUUACAAUGUUGACUUUGUUUCUUGUUUUAUUCAAAUUUCCCAAUCACGUUUUUAUAUCUGGUUCAAGACCAACGGAAAAUAGCUUUGAACAGUAUUUCUGAAUGGAAAAACUAUAUCAACUUCAGGAAUCAAGAAAAACAUGCCAGACGCAACUCAGUCUUCACUUCACAUUUAAGGUGCAAACCUUCCAGAAAUCAUUUCAAAUAGCUAAACACCUUGUGAUUUGUUUGAGCCAUGACCUUGCCAAUAACUGUAAUUGAAUUAAGAUGCUGUCUUCUUAAAGGAACAGUGUGUAACAUUUCGGGGCAUCUAUUAGCAGAAAUGGAAUAUAAUAUUCAUAACUAUGUUUUCAUUAGUGUAUAAUCACCUGAAAUUAAGAAUCGUUAUGUUUUCGUUAAC